Molecule: messenger RNA, 1576 nt
Organism: Blepharisma stoltei
Lineage: Eukaryota; Ciliophora; Heterotrichea; Heterotrichida; Blepharismidae
Source: the annotation of a GenBank genome assembly
AUGGUAAAGAAUUGCAAGGCAAUAAGCACUAAAUCUUCUCACAAAUAAUUUUUUAUAUUUUCUCAAUAUUCUUGAAAUAAAAAUCUUAAAGCUAAUUUUUUAUAGUAAAAGAGUAAGAAGCUAUUAGCGAUAAAUUACGAACUCAGAACUAAUUUCAGAGUUCAACAAGUUCUCAACAGGAUUUCUAAUUGGAAUCCUUUUACUUAACAAAAAUUAAUAUUGGGUGGCGAUUAAAUAUAUCUUUGAUGACGAUGCCAAUAUUGGUUGCAACAGUCGAUUUAUAGCAUAAGCCAUGGUCUGGGCCCUUUAACUCUAGCCUGUGAGACUGUGUGGUGUGGGAAACUUUGGAGUCGGCUGGUAGCAAGGUAUUUAUUAUUUGGAUGGUUUUUGAGCCUCAAUUUUUUCCCUUCCGGUUUUAGAGUGUGUGAGUGGUUUUUUCCUGAGUUUCAACUCUCUUAAAGGUGGCAACAGAUGGUAUUUGGCGAACCUUACUGGCAGGGAGUCUCCCUAAUCCGUUGUCACUAUUUGGGAUCACAGAAAAUUACUGUUCCAAAUAGUGGCUGAAUUUUCGCCCUCAAUCAGUCUGGAAUUAGUUAAAAGCGUGUGGAGGUAUCAAAUCUGUAAGAUACUAACUCUCCCCCAUCCUUGAUCGAACGGCUCGCCAUCGUUCGAUCAAGGAUGGAGAUUAAAAAAAAUUUUUUUUAUAUAUUUUUAAAUAAGAGGGUUAAGAGUAUUUAAUAAUUAUUUUUACAGCAAAAAAUUGAAUUAAUUUCUUAAGAAUACCAAUUUUUAAUAUUUUGAUUUUUUGGUUACCCCUUUAAAUUGUAUAAAUUUUAAUUGAAUUAAAAAUUUUAAAUUUUAAAGAAUCUCUAUUUUUAGAUUAUUGAGUUUUUAGCCCAGGUUUUAACUAAAGCACUUCGGAUGGUUGAUUCCGAAGCUUUCUGUCGUCUCAAAGCCUCUGGCAACAACUUCAUUAGACACAUCUUCCUAGGCUUUUGACAACUAAUAUAUAUAUAUAAAAAUUUGCAUGAUAUGAAAAUCGUUCGAUCAAGGAUGGGGAUUAAUUUUUCCCAAUUUUUAGGAAAUUUUACAGUGAAUCGUUCGAUCAAGGAUGGGGGAAGUAAGGCUCUUAAUUUAAUUUAAUUUUACUCAACAAGUGAGCAAUGAAAACCUUUAUUUACUACUCAAUAAUCUCUCCAAAAAGUAUCACCUAACAUCUUUUGAGAGUUAUUUAUUAAGUUUAACUUUUUAUUCUGUAGAAACAGAAGCCAUCGAUAAUUUCACAGAUUUCUUGGAGCUCGCUGUUUUCCUGAUAAAAUCAGUGAUUUCUAACAAGUAUAUCCAUUAUCGAAGGCUAAUAGAAGAAACUAUGAAACCUUUUCACAUUAAAAUGCUUCAAUGGAUUGCCCUUCACACCAAAAAUUCCGAAAUUCAUAUCAUGGAUGCAUGGCAGGAGCAAGACCAGUUUGGAGAAUUGAGGAUCAAUUAUUCGUCUGUACUGAGAUUUGAAAUCGAAUUGAAUGGGUUUUUGUCCACAUUGUUUAGCGAACUCCUAAACAAGUUAAACGAUAAUUAA